This is a messenger RNA of Phytophthora infestans T30-4, 2022 nucleotides long. RefSeq names its product serine protease family S01A, putative. NCBI's taxonomy places the organism in Eukaryota, Oomycota, Peronosporomycetes, Peronosporales, Peronosporaceae. Bases 1 to 2022 code for a protein of 673 amino acids. The transcript is spliced from 5 exons. Gene Ontology annotation, molecular function: serine-type endopeptidase activity. Gene Ontology annotation, biological process: proteolysis. The record is from RefSeq and is a predicted model, not a curated record.
AUGAAGCUCGCUUCCAUAGCUCGUGCUGGUGUACUUGUUUCCGCACUAGCGGCCACCCUGACACAAGGGUACACGUUCGCCGAGACCAGUGACUUGACUACGGACUCAGACACCGUAGAGAGCACGGGUCUCACAGUCAACGAGGAGAGCCGCAUCUACGGUGGAUCCGAGGCGGAUGCGUCCAAAUACCCGUACAUUGUAAGUCUGCGCAAGGAUAAAGCCGAUGGCAGUACCUACUGCGGUGGCACUCUCAUUGCUUCACAGUACGUUGUGACUGCUGCUCACUGUGUGAAGACGGAUGUCAACACAAUCUACGCUUCAAUGGGAUCGGCGUUCGGAUCGGGGUCGGCAGACGGCGAGCAAGUCAAAGUGAUCGAGGGGUACCGUCAUCCCAUGUACAACAAAUCCGAGCACUUGUACGACGUUGGAGUGCUCAAGCUUGAAAAGAAAGUGUCCACAGACUCUAUCGAUCUUUGCGCAGCCGACGGAUCGGACAACGAGGUCGGAAGUGUUGCAACCGUCCGAGGAUGGGGGCUCACCGAGAAUGGCUCGCAGAGUCUCGUGAUGGAGGAGCUGAAUGUUAAAAUCAUCUCGAAUGCCGAGUGCAACAAAAUGUAUAGCGACCGCAUCACUGAAGGUAUGCUGUGCGCCGGUGAAGGCGAUGGCAAAGACACUUGCAACGGAGACUCGGGGGGUCCGCUGAUUGAGAACGAUGUACUUGUCGGAAUUGUGAGCUGGGGCGGCAAGUGCGGAGCAAAUGCCGGCGUGUACACGCGCAUCUCGCAUGUGCUGGACUACAUCAACGACAUUGUGAGUGGUGGCACUGGAAGUGGUUUCACUUCGAAUGUUUCGGGAUCGACUAGUGAAGACAAAUCUUCAUCCACUUCAACGGAUACGACAGAUGCCCCCGCAACGGCCACCAAGACACCAGCAACCGAAACAUCAUCACCGACUUCUGCUCCUACGAAAGCCCCCACUUCAGCUACACUGACUCCUGUUAUUAAUACGACUAAAGCUCCAACUCAGGCUCCGACUGUCACGGAAGCACCGGACACUGAAGCGCCGGACACCGAAGCAUCCGAAACGGAGAAUGACUCGGUAGAGCAAAUUGAGUCGAGCGAUAACCCUGCACAGCAGAGCGAGUCUGAUACUUCGACCGACGUGCCGACGCCCGCCUCAGAUUCGCGCCGCGCUAGUUGGCGUUGCGAGUACGAGGGACAGCGUGCGAAGGAUAGGACGAUGGCUGGUAGACUACAUGAGUCGGGAUUUAGAGCUGUGGUUGUAGUUCUUACCACUUGUAUGUGUUUGUGUGCGACAGAAGCCCGAAGAACGCAAAAUGUCAACGGACAACAGACAAUCACGUAUAAUGCGCUCGGGAUCGAGGAUGACGACGCCAGCGACGAAGACUACGUGUUGGAGGCCAUUUCGGAGGAUGAGGAAGAAGAUGAGGACCUUUCCUCUGGCAAAUCAAACGAGGGCAGCACAACAGCUGCCGAGGAAUUUGAGAUUAUCUUCGAUGCAUACAAGAAGAUGUACAAGCUCAAGUUUCGGGUGCGGAGCUCAGAAAAGACGGCGCUUGACUGUAAAUUGACGCCCCAGCAGACGCGUAAUCUUAUCCGUAGCACCAUGGGGAAGGAUUCUGGUGAAGACCGUCUCAAGAAUAUGCUUCACGCUCUUCGGCAUCUUGAGGGCAGCGAUGUGCUCGUCAUUCAAGACCAGUUUGACGUCACGUGCGGAGUUGUUAUGCAGACAAAAAUUCAAAAGAUGAUGUUUGAGCGGUGGGGGGAAACGUUGGCAAUGGACUUUACGCAUGGAACGAAUAACCUGGGCUAUCAUCUGGGGAGUUUGGUUGUCACCACAUGCACGGGUCGUGGCUUCCCUGUGGUUGAAUUCAUUUGCCUCAAUCAGCAAGCAAAGACGAUCUCCACGAUUUUGGAGUACUUCAAGGAGAAGAAUUCGUGUUGGUUGAGUCGGAUCAGGAAGUCGCAGAUCGGUUCGUUGACUUUACGUCUCGCCGAGUAG